AUGGGUGGUGCGCCAAAGCUGCUGGCGAUCGCUGACAUUCAUUUGUCCUUCAAGUCCAACCGGGACGAAUGGGCCAAGUUGAGGAUGCACAAAGACGACGGGCUCAUUCUCGCGGGUGAUGUGGGCGAAAGCCUGGAGCAUAUGCAAAUUGCGUUCCGGAAAGCAGUCCGGAGAUUCAAGACGGUGUGGUGGUGCCCGGGAAACCAUGAACUGUAUACCUCUUCUUCGCCCUCUUUGAAGGAAGAAGAAAGGAAGCUGCGGGGAGAAGCCAAGUAUCGAGCUUGUAUCAAGGUGGCGAGACAUUACGGAGUGCUCACGCCCGAAGAUGAUUUCGCUACGUGGCCGUACACCAGUGCAGAGGGCUCCCAAGAGCGGGCUCUGGUAUGUCCCAUCUUUACCCUGUACGAUUACAGCUUCCGACCGGACGAUGUGCCACGAGAGAAGGCCUUGGACUGGGCGUUAGAGGAAGGCAUACAGGCCACGGACGAGAAACUACUUCAUCCGGAUCCAUAUUCGAGCCGCGAUAACUGGUGCACAAGACUGGUGUCGGAAGCAGAAGCGAAAUUGGAGAAGGCUGCUGCGUCCGGAUUGCCUCUCAUUAUAAUCAAUCAUUGGCCACUGAGAGAAGACCUCAUAUUCAUCCCGCGAGUGCCUCGGUUCAGCUUGUGGUGUGGGACCAAGGAGACGCAUGACUGGCACACUCGCUUCAAUGCGAAAGUCGUUGUGACUGGCCAUCUGCAUGUCCGAAGAACUGACUGGAUUGACGGCGUGCGAUUUGAGGAAGUGAGUCUUGGCUACCCGCGGCAGUGGCAGGACGCGAAAGAUGCGGGAAACGACAUCAACACUUUGCUCCGAGAGAUCUUGCCUGGUCCGGUAACUCCAGUCCGAGGGCAAGAGCCACCCACACAAUAUUUUCGCAUUGGCAUAGCCGAAACUCCAAGCUGGGCACUAAAACCGGAAUGCUUGGGCUAG
This is a messenger RNA of Pseudocercospora fijiensis CIRAD86, 972 nucleotides long. RefSeq lists its product as uncharacterized. The transcript has 2 exons. Bases 1 to 972 code for a protein of 323 amino acids. Gene Ontology annotation, molecular function: hydrolase activity. The record is from RefSeq and is a predicted model, not a curated record. Lineage: Eukaryota; Fungi; Ascomycota; Dothideomycetes; Mycosphaerellales; Mycosphaerellaceae.